AUGCCUCCCAAACGUCAAGACGAAAGCCAACCGCUCAUGCCUGCCAAUAGGGUCACUAGGUCUUCUACUCGACAAGCUGCGAGCCUGGCAGCCUCAGCUUCUGCCACCACUUCUGCCACCGGCGCCGACUCCUCUCCUGCUGCACCUGCCACGCUUCAGAAUCCCACUCCCUCGACCUCGAAGCAGUCUCCGCCCAGCAAGAAGCGCAAGGCUGGGCCGCAGUCCAACAGCCCAUCCCAAGCCGCCUCCUCUAUAACCACUGCCACUGCGACGGCGAACCCAAAAGCAGCCUCGACGUCCCGUCGCUCCAAACGUCAAAAGACCUCCGACGACGCCUCAACUCCGUCCCAGACGACCGCCACUCAAACACCUGUCCCUCGCGCCAAGGCGAAGGGCAAGACCCCCGCCAGCAUGUCUAGUCCAGAUCAUGCCCCAGGCGCCUCCGAGCAUAUUGCACCCGUGUCGGGCUCCUCUAGCAGAAAGUCUAGUCGAGGCAAGAGAGCGGGCCAUCACACGAGCCAAGACUCCGCACCUGGCACGUCGACUUCAACCCGCCGAACGAAGAGGAACACGGCCAACAAUGCCGCAGACCACGAUACUGCCAUGACCGGCACCGACGACGCCGACAACAAGGAUGCUGUCCCCCCACCUCCACCACCACCUCCCGAGCACCAACCCGAGGACGAUGACAGCGAUGAGAACGAUGAGAAUGACGAGGACGAUCUCGGACGCUACGACGACGAGGAUGACGAUCCCUUUGGCGGUUUCGGUGGCCCCGGUGGCCCUGGCGGACUGUCCAGUACCCUUAGGGCCUUGACUGGCAUGAUGUCUGGGCUCUCGAGCCGCCUGAGAGAACUGCUGGCCCAACUCAGGCAGAAGGAAGAUCCCACGAUGCAGCUCAUCGCACUGCAGGAGCUCUCGGAGAUUCUGCUUGUGUCCAACGAAGACAACCUUUCUGGCCAUUUCUCUCCAGAUUCCUUCGUCAAGGAACUCGUGACGCUGAUGCAGCCCAAUGAGAUUACCGGGGAAGAGAACCCAGAGAUCAUGCUUCUUGCGUGCCGUAGCUUGGCCAAUCUGAUGGAAGCGCUACCCGCGAGUGUCGCCAACGUGGUGUACGGCGGUGCGGUGCCCGUGCUUUGUCAGAAGCUACUGGAGAUUUCCUUCAUCGACCUUGCCGAGCAGGCACUCAGCACUCUCGAGAAGAUUUCCGCCGAAUAUCCUUCAAGCAUCGUCCGAGAGGGCGGCCUAACGGCGUGUCUGUCUUACCUCGACUUCUUCGCCACAAGCACGCAACGUACAGCUGUCACCACAGCGGCGAACUGCUGUCGCAAUAUCCCCGAGGAUUCAUUCUCCGUCAUCAAGGACGUCAUGCCGACCCUGCUCAACGUGCUUAACAGCAGUGACCAGCGCGUCGUUGAGCAGGCGUCACUCUGUGUUUCGGGAAUCGUCGAGAGCUUCAAGUACCAAUCUUCAAAGCUGGAGGAACUCGUCAGUGUCGACCUCCUCAAGGUUGUUCUACGUCUAUUGGUCCCCGGCACCACGAAUCUGAUCGGUCCAUCAAUCCACACCCAGUUUCUUCGGGUACUGGCCUUCACUGCGCGUUCAAGUCCUCGUUUGUCGGCAGAGCUCUUCAAGCUGAACAUUGUCGAAACGUUGUAUCAAAUCUUGACCGGCGUGUCACCCCCGAGUGGGACCGAGGAUGUGGCCUCAAAACUUGACAGCGUUGUCAUCAUGCAGGCUCUCAUCCAUCGGCCUCGUGAACAGAUUAUCGAAACCCUCAACGUCAUAUGUGAGUUGCUUCCGAGUCUGCCUCGCAACGCGGACCCGUCUUACGGAGACUUUGUUGAAAUGUCUGCUACGGAGCCGGCACCCCCAUCUUCCAGCACGCCAGGCAAGACUCGCAAGACGCCCAACGACAAGAGAAUCGAGCUGUUGGGUGAGUGCCAGGAAGAGGUCAGGAGAUUUGCCCUGAUUCUCUUCCCCACCCUAACCGACGCCUACUCAAGCACUGUCAACCUGAGUGUGCGGCAGAAGGUGCUUACCGCCCAACUGAAGAUGCUCUCCAACCUCGAUGAGAAAAUUCUUGGAGAGUCGCUGAGGACUGUGCCUUAUGCCUCAUUCCUUGCCUCAAUUCUCUCUCAGCAGGACCACCCGUCUCUGGUGAUGCUUGGCCUCCAGGCUACUGAGCUUCUUCUUAAUCGCCUUGAUGAUGUUUACCGUUAUCAGAUGUACCGCGAGGGAGUCAUCUCCGAAAUCGCCAAGCUCGCGGCUCAGGAGAUUCCUCAGCCUGAGGCUCGUUCGGCAUCGGCUACGCGUACCCCGGAACCCGCUGAGCCUGAAGUUGAGAACGACGCUGAAGGUCGUGCCUCGGACAAUGAUGGUUCUGACGAGGAGAAGGAAGAUGCAGAGGAAGACGACCAAGACGGCUCGGAAAAUGACGAAGACGAUGAUGAAGACGAGGACGACGAGGAUAAUGAGAAUAACCGACACCAAGACGAUGGUUCUGGUUCACCUGUUAGCUCCAGAGGAUCUACCAUGUCCCUGGACGGCGCUCCUCCAACUUACCUCGGGGACGGCCAAUCGAUGCGAACUCGCAUCCGAGACGUGGCCAAGAAGUUCAUCGAGACCCAUGACACGGAGAAGCAAGGCAAGACAAUGAAAAAGAAGGCGAUCAAGGUCUUGACCAACCUCUCCAGUCUUGCUGAAGAGAUUGAGGCUUUCUACCUCCACAGAACCUCCGGCGUCGUGCCUCUCGAUAAGGGCACCGAACUGUUUGAGAGGCUGGUUUCCUACUUUGACGCAGAGGUUCUUGAAAGCGUCACAAGCGCCGAGCUACUUGCCUCUGGCCUGGUGCGCGUGCUUCUGGCCGUCUUCAGCAAUCCCAACGAGGAGCUUGCCCGCGCAGCUCAAUCGACUUUCCUUCGCGUCUUCAUGGGCUUCACGGUCAAGGCCAAACUCAAGACGGCAACGGCGGAUUCGCCUGCAACGCCUUUCAGCGUCAUGAUCCACAAGCUACAAGAUUUGCUCAGUAGGUCUGAGCAUUUCGAGGUCAUUACUGUCCACCACAACACCUUUGACCAUCGCAGCAGUGCAGCGUCCAUGCUCGCCAAGCAGAUCAGACUCAGGCUGGUCGCUGACGAUGACUCGGAGAUUCCACGUCCCUACCGAAACAUUAUGGUGUCUAUCCACGCUAUCGCGACAUUCAAAUCACUCGAUGAUUACUUGCGCCCUCGACUCAGUCUAUCGGAGCGUGGACCCCGUGCAUCACGCCGAGCCGACGGCCUCUCCAGAGCUCUUGCUGCCAUGGCAGGCGCUGGAGCUCUUCCUGGUGGUCUCUCGCCAUUCACACAGGCCGCUGCCGCUCGAUUUGCAGCUGAGCGUGCUGCGGCAGCCUCGAGCUCCGGCCCCCCACCGCCUGCUCCCGGCGCCUCGACGCCCUCGGCAACACCGUCGAGCUCGCGGGCCUCGCGCAAGACCAGAUCAAAGACUUUGCCGCAGUCUGACGCUCCCUCGACUCCUGAUCCGACUGCCGCCGCCCGGGACAAGGGCGUGCUGAGACGAUCUGCGCGCCGCUCUGGCGCAGCUGAAACGCCGCAGCCCACCAAGCCCACAGACGACGAUGACGACCUGCAGGACGCUCUCGAAUGCGCCGACGAGAAGCAACUGACCGACGAUGACGACAUUGGUGGCAGCAGUGCUCUGGAUGCUAUAGUCGGCGAGCUAGAAGAUGACAUGGACGAUUCUCCAAUGGACGACCCCGGCGCUGUCAACCUCGAAGUGGCUGCAGGCGGCAAGGUGACGGCUCGCGAAGAGGAUGGCACUCGCAUUCCCACGCCCGCUCAAACAAGCUCAGGUCUCCCAACUCGUGCCAGCGGCCAGUCAGCCCUUGCCUCGCAGCAGAGCACAACCCCAUCAGCGGCAUCACGCCUCAUGUCGUAUGCUGCAGCCAUUCAGUCCGUGCCUCAAGACUGGCACAUCGAGUUCAGCCUCGACGGCAAGGCGCUUCCCAGCGAGACAACGAUUUAUCGCGCGGUCCACAUGUCAGCCUCCAACUCGGACGAGCAUCUCAGCCGCAGCAUCUGGUCUGCGGUGCAUCCCAUCAAGUUCCGUCGCGCCCCCGGACCUCCACCGCCCGAAAGUGGUAGCACUUUCGGCGGCAGACUCGAGCCCAGCGCUGACGAGAGCACGGACGGCAUCCCUAGUUCUCUUGCCAAGCACCCGGCAACAGCGUCCAUUUUGCGUCUGCUCAACCUCCUCCACGACUUGAAUUCUAACGUGGAUGAUGUCUUGGUGGAGAACAAGGACACCGUCCGCCUCAACGUCGAGCCCCUGUCACAGUUCGUGAACACCAAACUCACCGCCAAGCUCAACCGUCAACUUGAGGAGCCGCUGGUUGUUGCAAGUAACUGCCUGCCAAGCUGGGCGGAAGACCUGGCCACCCUAUACCCAUUCCUUUUCCCAUUUGAGACGCGGCACCUGUUCUUACAGUCCACGUCAUUCGGUUACGCACGUUCUAUGACGCGCUGGCAGAAUGCACAGUCCGUUGAGGAGUCGCGGCGGGACCGUAACGAGCGCCCGUUCCUUGGCCGUCUGCAACGCCAGAAGGUGCGUAUCUCGCGAUCCAAGAUCUUGGAGUCUGCCUUGAAGGUCAUGGAGCUCUACGGUGCUUCUCAGAGCAUUCUCGAAGUGGAAUAUUUCGAAGAGGUCGGCACAGGUCUCGGACCGACACUGGAGUUCUAUUCGACGGUGUCCAAAGAGUUCUCAAAGAAGAAACUGAAGCUUUGGCGAGAGAUGGACUCGCACGACGAUGAGUAUGUUUCUGGUGUCAGCGGUCUCUUCCCUCGCCCUCUGAGUGCCGACGAAGCUGCUUCUGCCAAUGGCGAGCGGAUCUGCCAGCUUUUCAAGACUCUCGGCAAAUUCGUCGCCCGUUCCAUGAUUGACUCUCGCAUCAUCGAUCUCAACUUCAACCCCACCUUCUUCCGAAUUACUGAUGGAGCUUCGAUUUCCGGCAUCAAGCCCUCGCUAGGAGCUGUCAAGGUUGUCGAUCCUGGCCUGGCGAGAUCUCUGAAAACCAUCAAGAAAUUCUCUAUCGCUAAGAAGGAGAUCGAUGAGGACCCUACACGCACGCCGGCACAGAAGGUUGCCGACACUGAAGCUAUCGUGAUUGACGACGUGAGACUGGAGGACCUCUGCCUCGACUUUACAUUACCCGGUUACCCCGAGAUUGAGCUGGUCGCGAACGGAUCUCAUGUUAGAGUCACCAUGGACAACGUUGACUCGUACCUCGAUCGAGUUAUCGACAUGACACUGGGCAGCGGAGUCCGCCGCCAAGUCGAUGCCUUCCGUGCUGGCUUCUCUCAAGUCUUCCCCUAUUCGGCUCUGAGUGCAUUCACUCCGGAUGAGCUGGUCUCGCUGUUUGGCCGUGUCGACGAGGACUGGUCCCUUGAAACACUCAUGGAUUCGAUCAAGGCUGAUCACGGCUACAACAUGGACAGCAAGAGUGUUCGCAAUCUGCUACAGGCCAUGAGCGAGCUGACCCCCAACGAGCGUCGCGACUUCUUGCAAUUUACCACGGGCAGCCCCAAGCUUCCGAUUGGAGGUUUCAAGAGCUUGACGCCCAUGUUCACUGUCGUCUGCAAACCGAGCGAGGCACCGUUCACGUCUGAUGACUACCUUCCCAGUGUCAUGACUUGCGUAAACUACCUCAAGCUCCCGGAUUACACAGAUCUCGACAUCAUGCGCAAGCAGCUGACGAUGGCUAUCCGAGAGGGACAGGGCGCCUUCCACCUGUCUUGA
This is a messenger RNA of Verticillium nonalfalfae, 5796 nucleotides long. RefSeq names its product Ubiquitin-protein ligase (gene TRIP12). Gene Ontology annotation, cellular component: nuclear speck. Gene Ontology annotation, molecular function: ubiquitin protein ligase activity. The transcript has 5 exons. The record is from RefSeq and is a predicted model, not a curated record. The coding region runs from base 1 to 5796 and encodes 1931 amino acids. NCBI's taxonomy places the organism in Eukaryota, Fungi, Ascomycota, Sordariomycetes, Glomerellales, Plectosphaerellaceae. Gene Ontology annotation, biological process: proteasome-mediated ubiquitin-dependent protein catabolic process; protein polyubiquitination.